AUGCUUGAUCUCUCGGCGCAGAAUGGAUGGGCCAUUGGCUUUGCUCAUCUUGACUCGACCUCGCUCGAGCCCAUGUCGAUGACUGGCGGCUUUGGCUCGAACUCGGGCACGGCUGGCGGAAACGGAGCUGGCAACCAUAACCAGGGCCAUCUCUCGGCAGAUGACAUGAUGGACGGUUUCACGCUGGUGGACAUUGUCAAUCAGGCGCCGGUUGCGUUUGACUUUCGCACCCGGUCGAUCCGGCUCUCGCCGCCGCCAGCCGAGGCCGGCUCGAGAGUCAUCGACGACGAGCCGUUUGAGCUCAUCGACUUUGUGCCCAAGCUCGAGCAGGGCAUCGAGGGCCUGACCAUGCUCUCGGCAGGCUCGCACCACGAGGGGCAGGCAGCGGCGACACCGACGUCAGGGGUGCCUGUCGGGCUUGCCGGCAUGAGCGCGGCUCCCGCUCUGCAGGCGGCGCCGAUGCACGUCGCAGCGGCGGCGCCAAUCGUGCCCUUGGAGCUUGGCGUCGCGGGCGGGAGCUCGCGCAAGCGCAAGCGCAAGCGAUCGUCGAGCAAGCCGACAACACCACAGAGCGUUGACGCGACCCGGGCACGCGUGCGCGCUGCUGCGUCGCAGGUUCCGGGCGUCACUUUUGUGCCCGACGAGAUGCCGGAGCUUGACGUUGCGCUCGCAUCGUCCACCUCGCUCGCCAACGUCCGCAUCUGCACAAGCGACCUCUCCAAGAAGGACGCCGACAAGUUGCGCAAAAAGAAGCAUAACGACGUCGAAAAGCAGCGCCGCGUCCGUGAACGCAUCGUCAUGUCCAAGCUCACUGACCUUGUCAGACCGUUCCUAGGCCUCAACCCCACCGCCAAGCCCAUCAAGCUUGACGUCCUUGAAGGCGCCGCAGACUUUAUCGAGCAACUACUUUGCGAGCUACCACCGGCCAAGCGGGCACAUCUCCUUCAGUAA
Molecule: messenger RNA, 951 nt
Organism: Thecamonas trahens ATCC 50062
Lineage: Eukaryota; Apusomonadida; Apusomonadidae
Exons: 1
Coding region: 1-951 (316 amino acids)
Molecular function (GO): protein dimerization activity
Source: RefSeq, a predicted model, not a curated record